Symbiodinium pilosum is the source of this 3576-nucleotide messenger RNA. The record is from the annotation of a GenBank genome assembly. NCBI's taxonomy places the organism in Eukaryota, Dinophyceae, Suessiales, Symbiodiniaceae.
AUGGAAACAAGGACCAUGUGUAAAGCAGAGCUUGACGGAGUUUGUCAAGGCUUGAGGUCCUUCAAGAUGAAUGUACUUGAUGCUCAGCGGCAAUUGGUGCAAAAACUGGAUGCCGAGCUCAAGCGGCUAGAGCAGCUUGAUAUUCCAGAGGCUGUGGAUCAUUUGCCUACGCAGGUGCUGGAACCAGGAGUGUCGAAGGGUAUGCCCAGGUUGGAGGCGAUAAAAGCAUGGGAUGCUCCGGAGCCUCCUGAGGUGGUAGCCGGCCCCGAGCAAGCAGCGCAUUUUGAUCCAUUGCAGAGUGCGAUCCAAUCACCAGUGGCCUUCAACAGUCUUUCAGCCACGGUGAAGAAAGAGCGUCGGAAGCACAUGUCUUGGAUUCACAAGAAUGCGGACUUGCCCAAGGCAGCGAAGGCUCCGAGAACUACGCAGCCGGUUUUCUCACAGCUGCAUGCUCAGUUUGCUACGGACAAGGUUCGACAAGCAGCUAUUGAAGAAUUUGACAACAACCUUGUCGAUGCGCCAGCCGAAACACAAUGGACAACAAUCGUGCAACAUGCGGUUUUUGAACGCGUGUCAUUGCUGAUGAUCUACCUCAAUGCAAUGUGGCUAGCUGUCGACAUUGAAUUCAACAAUGCGGAUGUGGUUUGGCAAGCAGAGCCAAUAUUCAUCAUUGUUGAGAUAAUUUUUGUGAUCUACUUUGUGGGAGAGGCCUUUCUGCGGUAUAUGGCAUACGCGAGUACGAUCAAGGCAGUCAAAGAUCCCUGGUUCAUUUUCGACCUGUUGCUUGUACUAAUGAUGCUGUUGGAGACCUGGAUUGUCCCGAUGUUCUUGCUCAUCCUUCCAAAUAGCGACGACUCUGGCACCAGUGUGGGCCGGACUGUGUCAGUGCUACGUGUGGCACGUGUCUUGCGGGUGCUGCGAACAGCGCGGAUCGUGCGCAUGGCACGGUACAUGCCAGAGCUCCUGAUCCUCAUCAAAGGGCUCAUGGUCGCAGCUCGCUCGGUCUUCUUCACGCUGGUGCUGCUGCUGCUGAUAACGUAUGUGUUCAGCAUUGCUUUUGCGAAGCUAAGCGAGGGCACUGCUUUGGAAGACGUCUUCCCAUCCAUGCCUGCUUCUUUGUUGACUCUUGUGGUGAAGAGCGUCAUGCCAGACAGGGAGCUCUUCUUCAGGGAAGUCGCUCAGGAGAGUUGGUUUCUGGGGGCCUUGGUGCUGGUGUUCAUUUUAAUCGGAUCGUUGAUUGUGUUGAACAUGCUUGUGGGCAUUUUGGUGGAAGCCGUGCAGACGGUGGCAACGAUGGAACAUGAGCAAAUCCGAGUGGACCUCGCAAAAACUGUUCUGUGGCAGCUGAUAACAAGGGGAGGUGCAGAUGAGGACAAGGACAACAAGAUCUCCGAGGAGGAGUUUUUAAAGUUGAUCGCCCGUGAUGACGCCAGCGAGGCGUUAACAAUGCUCGGUGUUGACAUCUUCGCUGCCAGAGAGUACAGCAAGCUGCUUUUUGAGGAUGGCGAACCUCUUACAUUUGGUGAGUUCAUGGAUGCAAUGCUCACGCUUCGCGGCUCUAAUCACACCACGGUAAAGGAUAUUGUAAACCUACGCAAAUUUACAGCGGACGAGUUCUCUCAGCUCCACGAAGUGCUGAACGAUAUGUGUCGUUUCUUGGCUGGUCAAGGCAUGUCUGCCAAACUCGCACAAGAUUUAUCCAAUGAGGGAGCGGGUGAGAAAAGUUUUAAUUCCAAACAAACAGCUUGCACCACGCCAUCGGCCUCCAUAGUGACAGCUAGCGGCAGCAUGCCUCUCAGUCCGAAGUCUCGCGAGACGCAGCUGACCCGAGUACUGGAUGGCUUGGGAAGUUUCAGGUCUGAGCUAGCAGCCAGCCAGAAGCUGGUGCUGCGAAAGUUAGAUGAUGAACUCAGUAGGAUCAAGAGCCUCAGCAUUGCGACUCCUAUUGCUCCAGUGCUGACCUCAGAUCAACUGCUGGAGACAGAAGUUGACGAGUCCAGUUAUCCAAUCCCGGUCCAGUUGAGUUCCUUACCACCGGCCGCAGCGUGGGCCAGUGAGGCCAACUCCUGGGGUGCUUUGGCCGCUAAGCUCCCUGGAGAAGUGGAGGAGGAGGAGCCUGUAUCUGCCAUCCACACCUUUGCGAGUUUGCCCACUGUCGCCCAAGAGCGCAAGAAGAACUUGCCAUGGAUACAUAAGCACGAGUCGAGACCUCGUCGAAAGACUUCAACAUCGGAGGAUCCUGAUGAGGGGCGUGUGUUUUCACAGCUGAACGCCAAUCAUGCUGCAGACAUGGUGAGGAAAGCUGCCAUUGAAGACUUUGCAGGAGAAAGAAGUAGAUCUAAGUUUCCAACCAGAUGGGAACGAGUAGCAAGACAUCCCUGCUUUGAGCGAAUGUCCUUGUUCAUGAUCUACCUCAACGCUGUGUGGAUUGCUGUCGACAUCGAGUUCAAUGACUCAGCUGUGGUGUUUGAGGCCGCACCUGUGUUCGUGCUGAUGGAAAUAGUCUUCCUACUAUACUUUAGCAGUGAGUUUGUGGUGCGUUACAUGGCUCACGCGAGCUUCCGGAGUGCGGUGAAGGAUUCCUGGUUGAUAUUUGACUUUCUUCUUGUCCUCCUCAUGGUGCUUGAGACUUGGCUUGUCCCGUUGGUUGCUAUAUUGAUCGAGGGUACUGGAGGUGGAGCGUCGGCUGUUGGUCGAAGUGCUACGGUUCUCCGUGUGGCUCGCAUUCUUCGGGUUCUGCGCACUGCCAGGAUAGUCAGGGUGGCCAGGUACAUGCCUGAGCUCAUGAUCCUCAUCAAGGGACUUGUGGUUGCAGCACGUUCCGUCUUCUUUACCAUGGUGCUCCUGCUGCUGAUCACAUAUGUGUUUAGCAUCGCCUUCCUUCAGUUAAGCCAGGCUUACAGCUCCGAGCUACUCAUGGACAAGUACUUUCCCACAAUGCCAGAAUCUGUUCUCACUCUCAUUGUCCACUGCAUUAUGCCAGACCAAAAGGAGUUCUUCGAUGAGGUGAAAGGCGAGAAUUGGUUUCUGGGAGCGUUGGUGAUCAUUUUCGUUCUGGUCGGCUCCUACAUUGUGAUGAACAUGCUUGUUGGCAUAUUAGUUGAAGCAGUGCAAACCGUGGCGACCAUGGAGCACGAGCAAAUUCAUGUGGACUUUGCAAAGAAGGUGCUGUGGGAGAUGAUGAUGGAAGGGAAUGCCGACCAAGAUGGUGACAACCGAAUCUCAGAGGACGAGUUCGUCAGGCUCCUGGAGCGCCCAGAGGCCUCUCUGGCCCUGAUGCGUUUGGGUGUCGAUACAUACGCUGCCAUGGAGUACGGACAGCUGCUGUUCGAGGAUGGGCAGCCCCUGACCUUCGGGGAGUUCAUGGAUGCUAUCCUGACUCUCCGUGGUUCCAAUCAGACAACCGUCAAAGACAUUGUGAACUUGCGCAAAUUCACGGCAGACGAGUUUUCGAGCCUUCAUGCGGUCCUCCACGACCUUUGCCAUUUUCUGGCAGGCCGUGGUAUGACAACUGGAUUUGCUCGCCGGCUAUCUACUCGCUCCAGAAACAGGGUGCGCCGAUUUGAUGAAGUCUGA